AAACCUCACCGUAGCGAAAUGGGCAAGUUGGUGCUGCUGGCUGCUUUCGGCGUAGCUUUAUCGGCUCUGGUGGGAGAACGAAUCAUUGCGCUAAGGAAUCUGUCACUGGCCUCCAGAGAACUCACUAAAAAUCACCUUCCCAACUGUCGGCUGGUUAAAGGAAUAGAAUAUGGAUCUGAAGAUCUCACCAUACUUGAAGAUGGACUGGCCCUUAUAAGCACAGGUCUGAAGUAUCCAGGCUUGCCAUGCAAUCCAGAUGCUGUUGGAAAGAUUGUUGUCCUAAAUAUGCGCUCUGGAGAAAAUCCCAUAGAGCUGAAAAUCGAGGGGGAUUUUGAUGCAAGUUCUUUCAACCCGCAUGGAAUCAGCGUGUAUACAGAUGAAAAAGAUGGCUCCAGAUAUUUAUUUGUUGUGAAUCACCCCCAUAGCAAUAGCCAAGUUGACAUUUUUAAAUUUGUCGAAGAGAAAAACACUCUGCUGCACCUGAAGACCGUAAAGCAUGAAUUGCUGCAUAACGUGAAUGACAUCGUAGCUGUGGGAGUGGACAGUUUCUAUGCCACGAAUGACCACUACUUCACCUUUGAAGUGCUGAAGUUAUUGGAGCUCCUGUUUUCCAUAAGCUGGUGUGAUGUUGUGUACUACAGCCCUGAGGAAGUGAAGUCUGUGGCUGGGGGAUUUCCUUCCACCAAUGGUAUUAAUAUCUCACCCAACAAAAGGUAUUUGUAUGUGUCCGAUAUUAUGAAUCACAGAAUUGCUGUGAUGGAAAUCCAGAAGGACAACACCCUGUCCCGUGUAAAGGAAGUUGCAGUGGGCUCUCUUUGUGAUAACAUUGAAGUGGACAGGGAAACUGGUGAUUUGUGGUCUGGCUGCCACCCAAAUGGAAUGAAAUUCCUUAUCGGUGAUCUGAACGAUCCACCAGGCUCUGAGGUCAUUCGCAUCCAGAAUAUCCAUUCUGAAGAGCCAGUGGUCACACAGGUAUAUGCAGAUGAUGGUAGAGUGCUCAUAGGAUCUUCAGUGGCUGCACCCUACAAAGGAAAACUUCUCAUAGGAACGGUUUACCACAAAACCCUGUACUGUGACCUUAACUAGAAUGUCCACUUAAACAGCUUUGACUGGACAGUGCCAUUGAAGUGAAGGUCUGCUGUCUGUUAAUCUCUUCAAAUCUUUACACAUACUGCAAAUUUAAUAAAAUGUAAAUGAUACAAAAUAAAUUUAAAAUGUAUAUUUUAGAGUUGUUAUCAGGGAUGCACAGUGAUAACAGAAUCAAAAUCCUGUCAGUGGAUAUUUCCAAAAAAAAAGUGAACAGCGUUGGCUUUACACGAUGAAACUUUCAUGCAGCUGUAGUUGAAAUCUACAUGAAACUAAUUUGCAUUCGAGUUACAUACUGUAAUGCAUUGUACAGGUCAGCCGCAACAGUUGCAAGCAUCACAACUUCUAAUCCAUUUGGCAAUAUUCACAACAGCCAAACCAGUUGCCGAUAGUGGAUCAUGUGAUCACGUUGAACAAAGCACUUGCAAACCAUUGAUUUGGCCCAGUCAGUGGACAAGAGAGACCCAACUGCAUUAAUUAGCCAGCUAGCUCUACCAGCUGUUUAAAUGGCCACUUGUGCCAUCGUUUAUUCUUCUUUUUCUAGUAAUCAUGAUCUGCAUAGCUGGAUUCAUUGAUUUCCUUUCUUGAUCGUUAUUUCCUCCCCACAGAGCUCAGAUUCAUUUGGGAUCUAAGUGAUGAUCAUUAUUACAAAAGGGACAAAAAACAAAGCUGAAAACACAGAAAAAUGCUGCAAAUAUGUAAAUUACACCUCAUGGAUGACUUUAUAUAGCGAGAACAAUAGCAUGCAUCAGAACUACGAGUAGCUUAUUUAGCUAACUGGUGGACUGUUGCAUGCAACUUUUGAAUUGCUUCAUGCUGCAGGCAACCCACAUGCAACUAGUUGCAUGUGAGUUGCCUGCAACUUUGAUUGUGAAUUACUUCAUAUUGCAGACAACUCACAACAUGCAACUGGUUUCCUGCAACUUUAAAUGUGAAUUAUUUUGUGCAGCUGUCAAGUUGCACAGAAAUGAAGUUGCAGGCAACUCACAACUUGCUGCUAGCAAUAAAAGAACAUUAGUCAUGGGAAAAAAUUGUCAUUAAAAUAUCUUUGGACAUGUAUUAUUGUAAAAUGGAGAAAGCAAAGGGAUAAGUCUGAGAAGAGAGAUACAAUUUUAGAUCUAUACAGUACGUUUUCUUUUUGAUUUUUUUUCGGUGUUGAAAAAAGUUAUUAAAUGUGAAUAAUCAAAGUUAUUAAAUGAGUAACUCUUUUAAAAUAACUUGCCAUGUCAGUUAUACAGGUUAACCAUCAGAGUACAGUGGUAUGUUGGGAAGUGUAGUUUUAGUGACAUUAAGCCAGACAUAGGCAUAGAGGGUUUUAAACAGCUGUGUAAGGGGGUCUCUGAUGCUGAUUGAUUUUAAAAUCAAUUAUACUUUUUUAGAGAUAUGAAUAAUUAAUAAGAAGACCACUAGAGGGAGCCCACUUAUAUAGAGAAAUGGUACUCUGAUAAAAGCCUAAAGCUUGUUUGCUUGUUUUGUUAAUUUUCCAAUUGUUUACAUAAUUCAGUGUUUGCAAAGAUGUAAAGGGGCAAUCAGAGUUUGAUGUGAAAUGCGCCCUUUCUUUACAGCAGUAGUAAUAGGAACCAGGGAUUGCAAUGUUUACAACAUAAAUAAUUUCAUCAUAUAAAAUAUUUUUGGAAAUGAGAAGGGAUGUACAAUUUUAGAAUUCUAUGUGGUACAAUUAGAUUUUUUUUUUUUUUUUCAUUUUUGAAAAAAAAAAUCAAAGUUAUUAACCCCUUAAAUGUCCAGGGCCCACCACCAGGCCAAGUUUUAUUACACAUAUCUAUCACCUAAGAAUAGCGAUGAAGAGAGCUGGAUUUUAGCUGAGUAGUCAGAUUUUUCAGUGCAUGUAAACUCUGAUUUCUCAGUCUGUGCAUGUUUGAGACAGAUGGUGGUACCAGCAUUGCCGCAAGAUGUCUGUAAAGCACUUUUCGAGCAACGCUGAAACCAAACACGAAAUGAAGGAUUUAAAUAUUCGUCUUCUAGAUGAUGUAUGUUCAUAUUUUCAGGUAAAGUGGCACGAUGUUUUCAAAAAAAGAAGCUGCGACGUGAAGUUUUGAGUUUGUCACAUUUACGUUGCGUCUUCUGUGAGUUUAUUGUUGUAAAUAAGAAAUCUGAUUACUGCCUGACUCAUGUGGACUGGGAGUUUCCACAUGAUCUGAUUAUUCAAGUGCAUCAGAUUGACAAAAUUCUGAUUAUGCGGCUAUUAAAGCACAUAACACCAGUGACACAUAGAAGUUAGGUGCUGCCUGAUAAACAAAAUUAUUAAUAAAUUAAUGAAAUAUAGUGAGUGUGACUCACUUCUCAUGCCGUGAGAUGCCUUCUCUCUGAUGAGCCUCAACCGGAUCGCAUGAAAAAAAUCAGAUUUUCUGCAGUUAUUGGAUUAUUAAGGGCAUGUAAACACACUCAAUGUCUUCUUAUGAGGUGGAUAGGACAAAUCAGCCUUCAGCCACAACAGCAAAGAACUUACUUCAAGGUGGAGAGCGCAGGUAGUGCUGCAUUGGUACAACAAAUGUUUACACUACUCAUGAGACUUAUUUAACCAAGAUAUUGGAAAGAACACAUCUUUUAAAACUGAUCUUUCAAAGUCAAUAAUAAUUCACUACUUUGUCUUGGUUAAUUUUUGUCAUAUAAUGUCAUAAUCAUGAUCUUCGCAACAAGAACAUGGAUAAAAACCCACAUGAACCAACUGAUCUUGCACUUGAAAUGGUCCUAAGAGACCUUACAGCCUGAACGGUCAUAACAACCAAGAUGAGAAAUUUCAUGGCCCUUCUGGUGGUUUCAUGUCACUCUGAAGCGUUUAAUUUGGCUAAUCAAGUUAGCUACCUUGCAUGCUGGUUAGCUUACCUUAUUGACUAAUAUGAAAAAUGUCCUGGACUGUUCUGUGCAAUCACCCAAAUAUCUAACGUUACAUUUACACAGAAUCAUGAAGAAUACAAACACAUUUUUAAGUUUUCUGUAUGAAAAUAUGAGCAAAAUCACCACAGAACUGAAAUGCUAAUAGCAUUAGCUUCUUAACUAGCUUAUGUCACCUUAUGUUGAGCUCUCUACUAAGUAAAAAUGAUCAAAAAUAGCUUUCAAUACAUCAAUUUACUGUCCUGCCUUACAUUCUGGUGUACUUAUUGGGCAAAUUCGUCAACCUGAAGUGCAUAGAAUUUGCUAAAUUGUCGUUAGUUUGGAUUUGUACCACAUGUAGCAGCUCUACCUGCUUUUGGAAAAUGUAAGUAAAAUCUCAUGCGUACUUGGCUACAUUUGAUAUUACAGCCUCAAACACAACAAGAUUUUACCAUUAUUGGCAAUGUUUUGUUGGUUUGAAUUGUUUAUUGUAAACUGUGCCAUACAUUGACUUAUCCACCCAGAUAUAUAUCCAAAUUUUAUGACUACAUACAUUCUGGUUUGAUCUAUACAUAUAAAAGAAUCAAAUCGGACUCAGCUUAGAGGAUCUCAGAUUUCUUUUGGGACCUUGACUGGACAUUUCCUGAUGUUAGACUGAUAACAGCAGUCAUUAAUUUUGUGUGUGUUAUGUUGUAGGCAGAGCAGAAAUGUGCAUUAAAACUGUUUAUUUCUGAUGUAAAACAUACUUGGCACAUAUUGGCUAAUUUCAGAUAUUGUUGAUUGUAAAAGCCAUGGAUGCAGCCAUUACUACUACUAACACUGUGCCAUAUGAGAAUGUAUUUUCUUGAUUUUUGAGCUAAUUCAAGCAGUAAGCAAAGCUAUAUAAGAUGGAUUAUUGAGUGGCAUGUAACCUUGAUAUUACAUUGAUAUGCAAUAUUCAAAUAAAUGAUCUUGCUUUAGUCAUGGUA
This is a messenger RNA of Pygocentrus nattereri (red-bellied piranha), 4886 nucleotides long. RefSeq names its product serum paraoxonase/arylesterase 2-like. NCBI's taxonomy places the organism in Eukaryota, Metazoa, Chordata, Actinopteri, Characiformes, Serrasalmidae. The record is from RefSeq and is a predicted model, not a curated record. The transcript is spliced from 9 exons. Gene Ontology annotation, molecular function: arylesterase activity. The coding region runs from base 19 to 1086 and encodes 355 amino acids.